UUUGGAUGCUCCUCAGUCUCCGUCUUCUCCUCCGACAUCCUCCAAAAAGGCCGCUCUCUGUACAUAUAUCUCGUCUGAGCCUUCACGGACACGCCACCAUGGCCGUACAACAACCUCCCUGGUCCCUGCCGACCCAGAAGGCCCCGGAGCCCACUCUCAAGAUCUACAACUCGCUGACGCGAACCAAAACGGAGUUUGUCCCGAUCAGUGGGCGUCAUGUCAAAUGGUACAACUGCGGUCCCACUGUGUACGAUGCGUCGCAUAUGGGUCAUGCAAGGAACUAUGUCACGCAAGAUGUGCUCCGGAGGAUCAUGACAGAUUACUUCCGCUACGAUGUCUAUUUUGUUAUGAACAUCACGGACAUAGAUGACAAGAUCAUCAUCGGAGCCCGCCAUAAACAUCUCAUCUCCACCCUCCGCUCCGAAACGACGGCCCUCUCACAAGCCUUGAUCGACCAAGUGAUAGACGCGUGGAUUUCGUAUGUACAGUCGAAGGUGGGCAAGGGUCUCCCGGCAGCCGACCUCCCGCCGGCGGGGAGUGAGCGGGCCCAAUGGCCCAAACUCGUCGAACGCUUUCAAGACAAAGAGUGGAGACUACAAGGCUUGCAGAAAGACGAGAAGUUCGAGAUGCACUACAAAGCUGCGAAUGUCACGUACAACGCCCUUCUAGCAGCGGAAGAACAUCUGAAGUCUGGUCAAACACAUACAGAACAUGCCCAUGCGCUGAUUGAGCAAGCGAAGGACGUUCUUGCUUUGACAUUAGACAAACAGUUUGGCAGCACCGUAAGCGACCAUACCAUUUUCCGGUCACUCGCGGCGUAUUGGGAGAGCGAAUUCUUCAACGACAUGCGCCGUCUGCGUGUUCGCGAGCCAGAUACGCUCACCCGGGUAACCGAAUACGUGCCAGAAAUUGUCUCGUUCGUCGAGGGCAUCGUCAAGAACGGGUACGGGUACGAAGUGGAUGGCAGCGUGUACUUCGACACGCGCGCGUUCGACAAGGCUGACGAUCACUCGUACGCGAAGCUCGAGCCGUGGAGCAAGGGCAACCGCGAGCUGCUCGAGGAGGGCGAGGGCGCUCUCUCCGCAACGACCGGCCGCCGCUCCGCCGCCGACUUCGCCCUCUGGAAGGCGUCGAAGCCCGGCGAGCCUUCGUGGCCGUCGCCGUGGGGCCCGGGCCGCCCUGGGUGGCACAUCGAGUGCUCGGUCAUGGCGUCCGCGAUCUUUGGCGAGAACAUGGACAUCCAUUCGGGCGGCAUCGACCUCGCGUUCCCGCACCACGAUAACGAGAUGGCGCAAUCAGAGGCCUAUCACAACUGCCCGGCGUGGGUGAACUACUUCAUUCAUACGGGACACCUGCACAUCGAGGGUCUGAAGAUGAGCAAGUCGCUCAAGAAUUUCAUAACGAUUGACGAGAUCCUGCAGAAGUACACCGCGCGCCAGCUGCGCCUGGCCUUCCUCACGCAGCUCUGGAACGCUAAGGUCGACUUCUCCGAGUCGCUCAUGACGGGAGAAGUGCGGGGCAUCGAGAUCACAUUCAACAAUUUCUUCACGACCGUCAAGGCGCUCGUCAGCCAGGCGGAAGCGGAAGGGCCGCAACUGGAUGGGAAGAAUCGCUUCCAGCAGCCCGAACGGGAGUUGACAGACAGCCUGCACGCGAGCCAGGAGGCCUUCCGCGCGGCGCUCUGCGAUUCAUUCAACACCCCUGAAGCUAUUAACGUCCUCCGCGAGCUUGUCUCGAAGACAAAUGUCUACCUCAAGGCGCCCGGCGGGAACCUCGAGAUCGGGCUCGUCACACGCGUCGCGCGCUGGGUCGGCGAAAUGCUCCGGAUGUUCGGCCUUGGUGAGGGUGAGACGCAGGAGCUUGGAUGGGGUCAGGAGCGCAGCGCCUCUGAGGGCGGCGUCAACCGCGAGGAGGUUCUCAUGCCCUACCUCCGCACGCUAUCCUCCUUCCGGGACGGCGUGCGCAAGCUCGCGAUGGCCAAGGGCGACAGCGCGCUCAAGGACAUCCUCGCGCUCUCGGAUAAACUUCGCGACACGGAUCUCGUGCCGCUCGGCGUCGCACUAGACGACCAGGAAGACGGUAAGGCGCUCGUCAAGCUCGUGCCGCCGGAGGAGCUGGUGAAGGCGCGCGAGGAGAAGCGCGCACUGGCGGAGGCGAAGGCAGCACGCAAGGCGGCGUCCGCGGAGGCUGAGCGGCAGAAGCGACUCGCCGCGCUGGAGAAAGGGCGUGUACCGCCGCAAGAGCUUUUCCGGCCGCCGAACGUCGCCGUUGGGACAUACGGGAGCUGGGACGAUGAUGGGCUGCCGCUGACGGACGGGGAGGGCAAGGAGCUGAGCAAGAGCGCGAACAAGAAGGUCCAGAAGGAGUGGACCCUGCAGAAGAAGCGCCACGAGGACUUUCUGGAGUGGCAGAAGCAGGAGCAGCAGGGAGCCUAGUAGUUAAUGGGCGUGCUAUCGCCACCGAGGACGGUUCUGUUCCUUGCUCGCCGCUGUAGAUUUACCUCGCCCCUUGUGUAUGAUGCAUUGCGUGCUUCGAUCUGUGGGUGCGUCCGCGUCUGGCAGUUUGAGUGCUAUACAGAUGUGAGCAUUUCUACGAUUUAUUGGAUCAUACAUACAAUAGUUACUUUCUACCAGUCACAGGCGCCAACUACGAGUUGAGCUAUUUUCUCCAGACCAUCCUGAUCGCGUUCAUCAAACCCAGAUAGAACAAGACAGUCCAGGUCGAGGACACCGAUGGCUCGCUCCUCGCCAGAAACUGUCAGGAGCAACGGGCAAACGACCUCGCUUUUUGUUUCCCCGUCGCAUGCGAUGUGUCCGGGAUACGCCUCAACGUCCUGGACGAGGACCGUCUUUUUCUGACGGUACGCGUCCGCGCACACACCUCGCGCGCGUUCAGGCGAGACGUUGAUCAAUUGACAGGCAGGUUUCCCGCAGAAGGGCCCGAGGAGGAGCCGCGCAGACUGAUCGCCCUGCACAGCCGUUGGGGCGGUGAGACUGGGCGGAGGGAAGAGCUCCGAGUUGAGGUAGAAGCCACACCAGUUUACCAUGCGCUCGCCCGUGCCGAACUCGGGGAAGGCCUGGAGGGCGUUGAAGACCAACGAGGAAGCGUUCGCGAGGUUCGUGACCCAAUUGCGCUGUCCGUCCAGGAGGUGGCUGAGCUGUUCGUGGACAUGUGCCCAGAACGCGGUUUUGUCCAUGCCUGGCGGGAUCAUCGCGGAGUCUGCGUGCGGCAUGUCUGGCUGUCUGCGCGGGGUCUGGGGCGGGUGCGCGGGUGGUUGCG
Messenger RNA from Trametes versicolor FP-101664 SS1, 3279 nucleotides. RefSeq names its product cysteine--tRNA ligase. Gene Ontology annotation, cellular component: cytoplasm. Gene Ontology annotation, molecular function: ATP binding; cysteine-tRNA ligase activity. The coding region runs from base 99 to 2435 and encodes 778 amino acids. The transcript has 14 exons. Lineage: Eukaryota; Fungi; Basidiomycota; Agaricomycetes; Polyporales; Polyporaceae. The record is from RefSeq and is a predicted model, not a curated record. Gene Ontology annotation, biological process: cysteinyl-tRNA aminoacylation.